UUGAUGUACUUCAGAGCUUCUAACAGAGUUAGGGCUUCCAGCUGAGCAGCUGAAGCCGCCCGAACUGUUUUGGUGAAACCGUCCACAAGGCAGCCUGAGAAGUCGCGGACGAUGCAGGAUAUCGCGCCUUCCCUCGACCCUGCACAAAUCGACCCAUCGACGUUGAUCUUCAUGGUCCCUGUCCUGGAGCUACCCAGAUUUGAGAUCUACUACUUUGCAGGCAUCCGGCUGACUUCCCCGAAAUAUAUAGUUAUUCUGCCCCUUCAAAUUUGCCAGAGGAUGUUUGAAAUCGCUUCCAAGGAAGAUCCGGGUCUGUGAAAUCUGCCUUUCCUCUAGAGCUCUGCUUGAUAAAUCUCCUACGUUGAAAGAAAAUAAAAGGUAUUUUUUUUGUCAAUCACUGCAUGAUGUACAUCCAAACAAGAAGAAGGGAAAUGAAGAGUCCCUUCUCUCCCUUUUGGUCCAACUCCUUUCUUUUCUUUUCCCUUCAUUUCCCUCUCAACUUAAAUUUUCAAACAAAGUGGAAAAGAAAAGAACCCAAUCAUUCAGAAGAUCCGAAUUCCGGGGCCUCUUCCUCAUCGACCCCUCUGCAUGGAGGACAUUACAAAGGCGGAGAAAAACAGCAGAAAGGGAAUGACUUCGAAGUGCUCUUGUGCACUCCUCAGGUAAUCAAUGACUCCUUACUCUUCUCUUCCCCUCUGUUUCCAGCUUUGGUUGCUCCAUUUUCUUCUGAUGACUUGUGUGAGAGUUUUUUUUUUUUUUUUUUUUUUUUCGAAGUAGCUCCGAAUUGAGUUCUGAUGAGUUUUUGAUCUUGGAUUAUAUAUAUGUCUGUUUUCUGUUUCCUGCUUUCUUUUGAGUCUCUGCUUCAUCAAUCUCUUUUACUCUUUGAAUUAGUAUAAUCCUCUCGAGGUGGAAAAGGCAAAACCCACUCAUUUAGAAGAUUCAAUUUACGGGGCGUUUUCCUAAUCCGCCUCUGCACAUAUUGGUGAUUAUGGAGGCAGAACCAAAAAGUCGAAAGGAAAAGGUUACGAAGUAUAUAUGAACUUUAGAGGGCGAGACACCCGUAAGGGUUUCGGUGAUUAUCACUAUACUAGCCUUGUCGAUGCAGGAGUUCACGUGUUCAGAGAUGAAGAGAUCUGUGUUGGUGCAAAGAUUGGUUUUGAUUUUCCUUCCGUUAUUGCACAGACUAAGAUCUCGAUUGUGAUUAUCUCUGAGAACUUUGCUUCCAGCUCAUGGUGCCUUAAGGAGCUAGUUCAUAUAUUAGAGUGCAGGAGAAGCAGAGGGCAACUAGUGUUGCCUAUAUAUUACAAGGUGAAACCCUUGCAAUUGAAAUAUCUUACCGGAAGAUUUAGAGGUGCUAUUGAUGCACAUAAAAGGAAAAUGGGCGAAAUGGUUGUGAAUUACUGGAUAGAAGCGCUCCGAGAAGUCACUUCGGUGAAAGGAUGGAAAUCGGAAGAAUUUGGACAUGAAGGAGAAUUGGUUAGAAGUGUUGUCAACGAAGUUAUGAUCGCGUUAAAUGGAACCAAAAGGAUUAUGAGCUCGAUAGACAAUAAUGAAGUCCCAACCAAAAAGCCGAAAGCAAAGGUGUGUGAAGUGUUCUUAAGCUUUAGGGGAAAGACACCGGUGAAGGUUUUACUAGUUAUCUCUAUACUAUCCUCGAGGAUGCAGGAAUUCACGUGUUCAAGGAAGACAAUGACCUCCGUGAUGGUGAGCAGAUUGGUUUGGAGCUUCUCGGCAGCAUUAUGCAAUCAAAGAUUGCGAUCCCAAUUAUCUCAGAGAAUUAUGCUUCCAGCCAAUGGUGCCUUCGUGAGCUGACUUUGAUGUUGAAUUGCAUGAGAAGUGGAGACCAAAAGGUGUUUCCCAUAUUUUACAAAGUGGAAGUCUGGCAGGUGCGAAAUCUUGGAGGGAGAUACGGAGAUGCUUUUAAUAAGUGGAAAAAGAAUUUGGG
Eucalyptus grandis is the source of this 1945-nucleotide messenger RNA. Its product is annotated as disease resistance-like protein DSC2. NCBI's taxonomy places the organism in Eukaryota, Viridiplantae, Streptophyta, Magnoliopsida, Myrtales, Myrtaceae. Gene Ontology annotation, biological process: signal transduction. The record is from RefSeq and is a predicted model, not a curated record. The transcript has 4 exons. Bases 1036 to 1812 code for a protein of 258 amino acids.